AACAGGGCAGGUGGCAACGGCCAACGGCUGAGGAGGAGGAAAGAUCCAGCUUUUACCACAGCAGCCACUCAGACAGAGCUGCAGCACUAGAGGGAGGGACCUGAGCAGAAGAACAACUGCAUCCACUGGGAUCUUUCAAGUCAAACUACUUUUUAAAAUGUAUUCCCUUAUAGAAAGGGAGUGAAUAGAACCAGGCUGAGUGAAAGACAAAAGGAUUUCCUGGCAUCUUUAUAAUUAUCAGAUAACCCAGAAACGAUCAGUCAAAAAGUCGCCUGGACAAAGAGGAAGCGUUACAUUUCCAAAGAUGGAAGAAAGCACUCCACAGGUGUGGCACAUGCAAAUUCCCAGACAGGAAGUUCCAGGAGAGCUGCAGAAGAAGCUAUCAGUGGCCAGCCAGCCGGAGUGCUCCAUCUGCUACAACACCUAUGAUAAUGUCUUUAAAACACCCAAGCAGCUGGAGUGCACGCACACUUUUUGCCUGGAGUGCCUUUCCCGACUUAUGGUUGUGACACUGAACGACCAGGAGGGGAGCAGCAGCACGCGCCUCUCUUGCCCCUUCUGUCGACACCCCACCAUGUUGCCUGAGGACGGUCCCCCUGCUUUGGCCACCAGCCAGGAAGUCCUCUGCAAACUCCCCAGCCACCAACAGCAUGAGGAGCCUGUGUGGUUGGAGGGGGAGAAGCUGUGCUACAAGAGCUCCAGACAGGACGCCAUCUCAGGGGCCCCUGAUAGUCCCACAGGCUUCUGCAUCUGCAUUGACAUUGGGGCCAGUAAGUCAGUGGAUCCUCCAGUCCAGACAAGGCCCAGGAGAUCUGGUCUGAUGGGGAGACUGGCAGACUGGAAGAGGAUGGUGCUCUUCAUUGUGCUCAUGGUGCUACUGGUUAUAGUGGUGCUAUGGCCUCUGCAGUGCGUUUUCACCACUGGAAACAUGCGCUGUAUGAGAAAUGGACCCCACAUCAGCACAACCGCAACCACGACCACCACGUUUCGCCCACUUAUCAGCAGAUCUGGUCUAAAAGGCUAAAUGUCGUAACUUGAAGGACUACACAGUAGAUGUUGACUAUAAAGACACUUUAGAAGUUUAUCAAAAAUAUUCUUGACACUUUUUAAUGAUGAACUGCACUUUGGAUAAGUGCGUUAUUGCAUCUUGUGAUGGACAGGCAACAGGGCAGCUGUCGAAGCCUGACGUAGGCAGGCGCCGCCCCACUGAAGGGCUCAGACAGGCGUAGAGGAUGGUUUGAUUGAUGGAUCAAUCAAAGGUCACCAAACUUCACAUAACCUCAGAAAUUAAAGCUCCUACUACCAACUUUUCUAUACCAACAUAUCAAGUUAAACUCAUCUGCACUAUUCUCCGAGGCAAAGAAAAAGCUCUGGUAGUAGGAAAUUUGCACUUGAAUCCAAGCUUUUAUUCUGAAAUCAGUUUAAAUGACAUCCUGUAACAAGUUUCCUGUCUUCAGCAGACAGUUGUUGCUUCACUGUCUACUAAUGGAGACUUUCGUCACGUCAUUAUGAGAAUUAUUUUUUCACAGAGAGCGAAUGAAUGGGAUCCAGAUGUGCCAAUGAAAAACUGAGUAUACUGUAACAUUGAUUGUGCCUUUUUUGAUAUGUCUUUGUUUACAAAACCAGAAUUAAAACUGAAGUAUUACACUUGUUUGUGUCUUAACUUUUUUAAAUGCUAGAAAAAAAUAAAAAAAUCAUACUUUUAUCAAUUAUCAUUAACUUUGAGAGCACUAUGACAUUUGGUAAACAGUAAAUCUUCUGUGUUUUAUAGCAACAAGCUCAUUUUCCUCCUGCAUCGACCUUUAACCUCUGACUAAGAGUGUCCGCUAUUCCUUUGCUUUGCCAGGAAGCCGUCCCUCCUUCAUUUCCUCGAGGAGGUGCGUCACAAAGAGGAAAAGUUGGCCUCUGGGUUUUCCCAAUUUGCUCGGCUAUUAUAUAUACAGUUGCUAAGACUUAGCCGAGAUUUACGCUUUUAUCUCAAAGUGGACCAUAAAUGUCUAACUUCCUUAAAGGACCUUUUGAUCUGCCAGGAAAACUGGUUAAAUAUUAAACCGGGGUGAAUGAAAAUAUGGCAACGCUUCCAGGCGGGGAGUU
Cyprinodon variegatus (sheepshead minnow) is the source of this 2094-nucleotide messenger RNA. Its product is annotated as RING finger protein 223-like. Lineage: Eukaryota; Metazoa; Chordata; Actinopteri; Cyprinodontiformes; Cyprinodontidae. Gene Ontology annotation, molecular function: ubiquitin protein ligase activity. The record is from RefSeq and is a predicted model, not a curated record. Gene Ontology annotation, biological process: protein ubiquitination. The transcript is spliced from 2 exons. Bases 305 to 1024 code for a protein of 239 amino acids.